CUCUGUUAUGAACUAGAAGCUCUCAGCGUCUGCUUUUCAUACAGGGAGGAGACUUUUCCUUAGCACAAUCAUGGCGAUGUUAACUCUCUCGGCCGACUAGUGGCACAGAGGAAAACUGCCGCCCGGGUCUGCAUUGGCAAAGGCAGAAAGCUGCAGUUACGGGCAUUUCCCUGUGACAGGGAGCACCGGCUGUGCCGGGGAGAGCCGGGCACGGCAAAAAGCACACCACGAAAGCAGCGUGGUGGUGACAUGCUUCUGUCUUUAUCUAGAUAUGCUAGUAGCGUGUUUAUUCAGUGUGGUACCUCUGCUGAGAUAAGACCCUCUUCCUUCGGAUGCCCUAGACCGCCGUUUGUUUAGCUGGAGAACUUAAUGAGUAAUGGAUGCGCUCGGCUGGCUGACAGAACGUGUUUCCACAGCUUGCGGCUGCGUUUGUAGAGAGCCAGAGAGACCACAGGCAGCAGUUUGUCUUCUUAGGUAUCAGCAACGUCUUCUCUUUUAGCAACUAGAGGAUUUAUUUUUAACUGCUUGAGUCAGUGUUUGUCAGAUGAUGCGGACCAUCAAGCUGCAGAUUGAAGUCCCCAGUGCGGGGGAAGCCGGAACGGCAGGGAAAGGGGGCUGGCUGGGAAAAGGGGUGGGAUUUCAGCAUCGUGCUUCCGUGCCUCUGCCUCUCAACGUGGGAGAGAGUUUCGGGCUUCCAGCAUCAGGAGUGGAUUUGCAGGUCAAGCUGGGAACUCAAGGGUAACGGCCGCAUUCAGCUGCUGAAAGACAUAACUGCCCAGUGAUCGGGGUAUCGUGAGGAGGCACCAGGACCCAGGGACCAGAGGAUUCCAAGCGCUGGCCUCUGCUGCUUGGCAGAUUGAGCUUUUCUCCUACUUGAUGCUGCCUGUCUCCAGAAGCCUCUCACCAUGAUCGAUAGCUCCAAGAAGCAGCAACAGGGCUUCCCGGAGAUUUUAACUGCUGGCGAUUUCGAGCCACUAAAAGAAAAGGAAUGCCUUGAAGGGAGCAACCAGAAAAGUCUCAAGGAAGUGCUCCAGCUGAGGCUGCAGCAAAGGAGGACGAGAGAACAACUAGUGGACCAGGGCAUCAUGCCACCCCUGAAGAGCCCAGCGGCAUUCCAUGAGCAGAUAAAAAGCUUGGAACGAGCCAGAACUGAAAACUUUUUGAAGCACAAGAUUCGGAGCCGGCCAGAUCGUUCUGAACUUGUCAGGAUGCACAUUUUAGAAGAAACAUUUGCAGAGCCAUCCCUACAGGCUACUCAGAUGAAGUUGAAAAGAGCUCGACUGGCUGAUGAUCUGAAUGAAAAGAUUGCUCAAAGACCUGGUCCUAUGGAGCUGGUAGAGAAGAACAUCCUUCCUGUAGACUCCAGUGUUAAGGAAGCAAUUAUAGGUGUUGGGAAGGAGGACUAUCCCCAAACUCAGGGUGAUUUCUCAUUUGACGAAGACAGCAGUGAUGCUUUGUCUCCAGACCAGCCAGCCAGCCAGGAGUCGCAGGGGUCCGCCGCGUCCCCAAGUGAGCCAAAAGUUAGUGAAUCACCAUCUCCUGUGACUACAAACACUCCAGCCCAGUUUACUUCGGUGUCCCCAGCAGUUCCUGAAUUCUUGAAAACUCCUCCUGCAGAUCAGCCCCCCACGCGGUCCACAGCACCUGUCCUCCCCACCAGCACUGUGUCCUCAGCAAAGCCUGGGCCAGCACUGGUGAAGCAAAGCCAUCCCAAGAAUCCAAAUGACAAACAUCGCAGCAAAAAAUGCAAAGACCCCAAGCCCCGGGUGAAGAAGCUGAAGUACCACCAGUACAUUCCACCAGACCAGAAGGGGGAGAAGAGCGAGCCGCAGAUGGACUCCAACUACGCCCGGCUGCUCCAGCAGCAGCAGCUCUUCCUGCAGCUUCAGAUCCUGAGCCAGCAGCAGCAGCACUACAACUACCAGACCAUCCUGCCUGCGCCACUCAAGCCACUCAACGACAAGAAUAACAACAGUGGGAAUCCAACUUUGAGCAGCCCCACACCUAACACGCCAAGGCAGAAUGCGUCCGCACCCGUGAGAAAGCCAGGGCCGCUGCCUUCCAGCUUGGACGACUUGAAGGUAUCGGAGCUGAAGACGGAACUGAAGUUACGGGGUCUCCCAGUGUCAGGCACCAAACUGGACCUCAUUGAACGCCUGAAACCCUACCAGGAAAUGAACAGCGGCGGCGCUGCUGCCGGUGGCAUCGUGGCCGUGUCGACCUCUGCCAUUGUCCCCAGUAACCCAGAAGUCACCAUGGCGCUGCCGGUGGCAGCCCUGCAGAACUCUGCGACCAGCUCAGGCUCCACUUUCAAGGCCGAGCUGCCGGCCGCAGGAACCAGCAGCGCAGCCCACGCGGACAGUGUUACCUCCCCGCUGCCCAUCUCACCCGCCCCCUCCGAACAGUCCAGCCUCAGCGCCGAGGACGCCAGCAUGGCGGACACGUUCACCGAGAUCAUGACCAUGAUGUCCCCCUCGCAGUUCCUGUGCUCGUCGCCUCUGCGAGCCACAAGUACCGAGGACAGCCUCAGCCCCACCAGCAGCACGCUGUCCACCCUGGAGCUGGACGCAGCCGAGAAGGACCGCAAGCUCCAGGAGAAGGAGAAGCAGAUCGAAGAGCUGAAGCGGAAACUGGAACAAGAGCAGAAGCUCGUGGAAGUUCUGAAGAUGCAGCUGGAGGUGGAGAAACGAGGGCAGCAGCAGCCGCGGCCCCUGGAGCCCCCGCCCAGCGCCCCGGCCCCUCCGGCCCCCAAGUCAGACCAGGCCCGGGGCGGCACUGCUCCCUCCGCCCAGGAUGAGGCGCCGCUCCCCAACGGCCCUGGCCCGGCGGCCGGCCACACCCUCGUUGCCAAAAAGGCCAUAGUGAUCAAGCAAGAGGUCCCCGUGGCCCCGGCCGAGCCGCCGAGCCUCAUCCCCCAGUUUUACGUGAGUUCCCAGGGCCAGCCACCCACCGGGGUCGCUCCGCCGCAGGCUUUACUGACCACGCCCACCGCGCAGCUGCUGCUCCCCGUGUCCAUCCAGGGCUCCGGUGUCACCUCAGUGCAGCUCCCAGUAGGCAGCCUCAAACUCCAGACUCCACCACAAACAGGAAUCCAGACUCAGCCUCAGAUAGCAACUGCCACCUUGUCCUCGGGCCUGGCCCAGACUGCACCUCAGAAACAAGACGCUUUCACGCCACACGUGCUCAGUCAGCCUCAGCAAGUCAGAAAGGUUUUCACAAACUCAGCAUCCAAUACAGUUCUUCCGUAUCAGAGACCACCUGCUCCAGUGGUGCAGCAGCCUUUCAUCAACAAGACAAACAACAGCAUCCUUCAGCCCAGGAGCACGCUGCUUCCGUCCCUGCAGAACGGCCCAAACCCCCCCAGCAAGCCCGCCUCGCCCCCUCCGCCCCAGCCGUUUGCGGUCCAGCACUCGCUGUUUGGGAGCCCGGUCCCCAAGACGAAAGACCCUCCCCGCUACGAGGAAGCCAUCAAGCAGACGCGCAGCGCCCAGCCUUCCCUUCCAGAGAUUUCCAACGCACACAGUCAGCAGAUGGAUGACCUCUUUGACAUCCUCAUUAAAAGCGGAGAGAUCUCCCUCCCUAUAAAAGAAGAGCCUUCUCCUAUUUCCAAAAUGAGACCAGUCACAGCCAGCAUCACCACAAUGCCAGUCAGCACCGUGGUGUCCCGGCCACCACCCCAAGUCCAGAUGGCACCACCCAUAUCCUUAGAACCUAUGAGCAGUUUAUCUGCCACCUUAGAGAACCAACUAGAAGCUUUCUUGGAUGGAACUUUGCCUUCAGCCAGUGAAAUUGCUCCACUGCAAAGCAGCAGUGAGGACAGGGAGCCCUUCUCCCUGAUCGAGGAUCUGCAGAACGACCUGCUGAGUCACUCGGGCGUGCUGGAGCACUCACACUCCCCCAUGGAGACUGCCGAGGCCCAGUUCGCUGCAAGUACUCCCUGCCUGUCCCUUGACCUUUCUGACUCGAACUUGGACAACAUGGAGUGGUUAGACAUUACCAUGCCCGGCACGUCAUCGGGACUCACGCCUCUCAGCGCCACUGCUCCAGGCAUGUUCUCUGCCGACUUCCUAGACCCACAGGACCUACCGCUGCCAUGGGACUAACGGCACAGAUUUCUGGUCCCAGAAUUCAUGAGGUUUAAGAAGAUGAAGAUGAUUCAGAAAGGUCAGUUUUUAGAGACAGAUCCAUAGUUGCAUCACUGCGAUUACAAUAUGUUGUCACAGAAAGAACAGGUGGACGGUCAGAGGCUGGAAACCAAGUCUGAAAACAUUUCACUGCAUCCAGCAGUGAAUGUCUACGAUUUAAUAUAGCACAGAGCCUUCUGAAAAAACACUACUCCAAGAAGACUCAUCUGUUUCUCCAGAAUUCAGUAAAGAAGGAAAGGUACCUUUAGAUAAAAACACGAAGCAGAGUAAUGUGUGUAGGGCGGUGACACAAGGGCCUCUGCUCAUCAGCUACAUUUAAACCUCUGUGGUCACUUUAAGACCCUAAAUAAAAGGCAGACGGCUCUACUCAAGAGGAAGGGAGGUGAGAGAUCACUGCACAUGGUAUUUCCUAGAAAUAGGCUGAGCCCAGCCCAAGGUGCGGCAGGGGUUAAGGGCGGUGGCCAGCACCAGCCAGUUCAGUGACAGCUUCCCGCUGAAGACUUUUGGUUCCAUUCAGAAACCAAUGUAAUUUCUUUGUGUGUUGUAGUUUAUUUUGUGAUUUUGGGGAAUCUCACUUUAGAUCUCCAAAUUUAAAUUGAAAUGGAAGAUCUUCCACCAUAACCAGACAAUGUCUACAAAAUACUGUCGUAAACAAUCCACUGUAAGGAGUCCAGGUGUAUUGACAACACUGAAAAUCCUACUAGCAGCCCUCUGGGUUGAUGAGAUUGAUUUUAAUGUGUAUAUUAGACAUUUGUAUGUAUACUCUGACAUUGUGACUUGUACAGCCUACGUUGGAGUAAGGAAUUGGGUACCCAGUGGUCCUACUUCUUGUAAUAACUCGAAUAUUUCUAGACUACUUGAGCCAUGUGUAUUUCCAUAUUUAAAGAAUUGCUGACUAACUUUCAGGUAACCAGGCCCAUCUCAAAGAACCAAGAAAAGGCUUUAGCAUAAAAUAUCUUUCUGAGCUGGUGAGUUGUAAAGAGAAGGCAAAGGAGAAGUCUGUCGUCAACCUAGGACAUUCCCACAGCGGUUACAGGUGAAACGGUGUUGCCAGGUUGGCCAGUGGACCCAGUCCUGGCCGUCCUCCUCCCUGUCGCUUAGCCCUGGUUACCGUUUUACAGGCUUGGAACUGGAUGUCAUACCUGAGCUCUCACUAUAUCAUCAAGCUGAAGAUUGCAAAACUGGAGGUUAUAUUAGUAAUUUUUAUAUAGACAAAAGUUAUAUUUGUUGAGUAGUUUCAGAAUUUUCUAAAACGCCAACUAUCACAGGAUUUCCAAGGUUAUUUCAAUCAAGCUAGCCAUUUAAGUAUAUGAUGAAAUAUAAAUAACACUGAGAAAACCCCACCUGAAAUCUACCCCAGAGCAUGGAGAUGUUUAUUAAAUAACGUCACUGUGCUCUCCCCUCACCCUGUGUAAACCCUGCACACGGUCAGGUUUUUUCUCUGGGUUGUUAAAUGGUCAGUGUUCCCACAGGGACAUGCAAGAGGCAACCUGACCCAUUACUUGGAAAGAGUCUGUGAAUCAUUUCUGGGUUUGCGUUUUGCUUAAGACCUGAUCUUACUUUAUAUUUUUAUUUCGGUUUGUAAAUUUUACUACAUGUAAGAAAAGUCCACUUUCCCCAUAUUCAGUUGCCCAGAACCCUGGAGCCCUCAGGUGAACGCCCUCCCAACUGGAAAGUGCUCGUGGGUGAUUCAGGCAGAGGCGGUCACACGCAGUGUGGUCUGUAGCAGGUACUCCGUGUGUUCUGCGACUGGGGAUCCAACACUUGGGAGCCAGGAACGUUCCCCAGAACGCCGCCCUCUGACCAAGCCCAACGGGACCCUCAGCGUCCUGGGCGGGAGCACGGCUCCAGUCGGUUCCCUUCAGAGGCCUGUCGCCAGGGGCAGGGCUACUGACUCAGAACGCACUUUUCUUAGGGGAGGUCUGAGCCCUGGGUGUUUGUCUGGGGCUUCUCUGAUCCACACAUAGACUCUAAGUAUCACCUUCAUUCAGAUUUAAGUGGCUUAUUAAAUUAGCACUAAGUAUCAGUGGGACAGUUGGAGGCAACUGAGCAGCUAGUGGUGUUGGCUCUUGUUGAAUAACUUUAUUUCCAUCACCCCGAGGUGUGUACAUAGAUCGUUCUCUAGCCCUCAGCUCCCCUUAUUGCUUUUUUAAAAUAGGUUUGAAACAUGCCACAGGAAGGUUGCUCUCCAAAAAUACACACUGCGGUGCAAAGAAUGCCAUCUCCUGAGCCUGCUCUCUUGACUACGAAUUGCUAAAGUGCCCACUUCACAUGUGUUCAAACCUUCACGUAGCAGCAUUUCCUUUAAAGGUCAGGCAGGGAGCCUCUAGUUACUGACUCUGCUGGCCACUGCUCGCAGCAUUCUGCCCGGCGCUCCCGUCCUGGCUUGAGCAGCCAGCUGGGCCUCUGUGACAUCAGUGCUGUUCGCCAGGGUGUCAGCUCAUGUUCCAGGUUAGAGUGAGGACGCAGACCGUGCGUGCCGUGUGACGUGACCAAAGAUGACACCCUUUGAUCACAGCCCUGCUGCCCUAACUCGGUGAAUGUGACGGUAGCCACCAUGGGAAAGGUGUGUGUUUACCAAAGAGGAUUGUUUUUGGCUUGAUGUGAGCGUCACAGCCCUUUAAAUACAGGGUGGAAGCGCUGGUUGGAUCUUCAGCGUGCACGUGUGUAGUUUAGAAGUGGUACUACUGCGUACCAUCCUGCGGAACAUUAUAUUGCCAAGCAGACAACCAACUCCUAGAAACAUUAUCUCACAUCCAGUCUUAUUUCCUAAAUAUCCCUGAAACACAGCAGGAUCGGGCUUACCCUGUUAGUGCACAUAGGUAUCAGGUCUUGUCAUCAAGGAUGGGAGGAACAGAAAGUUACACUGAAGCUUCUGCAGAGUCUUGGGAAGUCCCGGCGUAUGUGGUCAUCUUGUACAUUUCAGCAAAGCAUGUACUAGGAAACCUCUUAGGACAGUGUGAGUGGUUCACAUGCUAGUGUUUUUCCUGAAAUGUGCAAUCUACUGUAUAGUACUUGCCACAUGUUUGUACAUAGAUGUAGUCUGAAUUCAUGGAACUUCUUGCUCAGAUACUGUUUGUGCUUGUUUUCUAUGAAUAUUUUUAUGGCACUAAAGAGAUCUUAUUUAAAUUUCCUUUUUACAAACUGCACGGUUCUGUGAUCCCCGGAAGUGCCGUUUCAGAAUCGUGGCAAAGGCAGUCACCGCCCCCCCCCCCCGCCCCCCCCCCCCCCCGCCCCCGCCAAGCUGCCGUCUACAGACGCCAGCUAGAGGGCGCCGUCACGAGCUGUGUGGCCAGUGGACACUGAGUGAUGACAGGUCAGGAGUGUGUUCCGCAUUUGUCACCAAAGGUGACUGAGGCUUCCUCUACCCCAGAUCAAUCCCAGAUCAUUCCAGGCCUCCCAGCUUUCUCCAGAGUCCUUCCAGAAUUCCCAGGCUGAAACCAGCCACAACAGCUGACAGAACAGCUGCCCCCACAAGUGCCGGGACUGUCCCUUUCCUGCCCACAAACAGCCUUUGGCCGGGUUUGUGCCACACCCUCACAUUGCUUCUGGGGCCCGUCUGGUGGUUCCUGCUGUGAGCCAGGUGGACGGUGGCAGCGGCGCUGGGGGCUCUUUCGAGAACUUCCAAGAGACUAGCAGUCAGCAUCCACCCGCAGAGCCACAUGGGGCCCCCCAACCAGCCUCACAAGUAGCCCUCCGCGUGUCACCAUCCGUCACCACAAACAUCAGUCCUGACCACUGGCACCGGAGCAGGACGCCAGGCAAAGUGUCCCCUGCCUGGAGGCCACAAAAUUAGCCCACGCUCUCAAAGAACACUAACUGGAAGGUCAGGGUUAUCAAGGAACACAGCUCACAAGUGCAGUAAUGUGUAUUUGGAGAGCAUCCUAACUGCAUUUCAGUGCAUCUUUUAAGUGGUUUCAGUCAAAACUGGAAAAUAACAAUUAAGAUGUAGUCAUUCUUUUUCCUGGUUCAAACCUUUGAUAACAUGUUCAUUCAGCGAUCCUUCUGGGCUACGUUUUUAUUUGUGAAGUGACUGCAUGGCAAUAAGCAGGUCUACGUUUGUCCCCAUUCACCCUGUCUUGCAGUAUUUGAGGAAAUGCAUCAUUGCAAAAGGUUUCUACCUGAAAUCUCUGAUUUGAGGCCUGUAAUUCAGAAAGCUGCACAUGUUUACAAAUGAGCUCUUCCCCUCCAUGCAAACACGUUGCUCUGUGAAUCAUAUUGGAAAAUGUCACGACUGUGUGACAACAGCUUGGCAAUCUCAGAUCUGCAAGGUGCUUUCUGGAAUCAAAACACGUCAUUGGCGAUCUCAGCGUAGCUGUUGUGUUUAACAGAGCUUUGUGCCAACUGCUAAGAAAGACAAAGCUUUAACCAAGUUCAUAGAAUCACCAAGACUCAUAACAAUUACCUCUCCACAUUAUGCUGUAAAGAAACUUGCUGAUUUAGUAGGAGAAGGAAGCAUUUAAGAAAGGGUUUAGUUGCUACCCAAAGUACUUAACCUCAAGUAACUAACAGUAAUGCAAACUUGCUUUAAAGGAACCAAAGGCAUUGCCAAGUAUUUGCCAAAAGGAGGCACUUUUUAUUUAAAAUAUGAGACUAAUGAGAUCUCAGAAAUCAGUCCCAAAAAGGUAUUAUCCAUUUAUGGUUAUAAUUUUCACAAAGAUGUAGAUAUUUCUCUAUUGUUUCCAUGUAAAAUAGUAUAGAUUUGUUUUGUCGGGUUACGAAUGAUACAUAUUCAGCAGAAACACAGAGUUUCUCCUUUCUGCGUACAAAUCAGUUUCUUUUCUUGCUUGCAAUAGAAAUGCAACGUGAUAGGUGUUUCUCUUAUUUUCAUUGUCACAUUAUGUCUUAGCAUCUCACUCUAUGAAAAAAGGAGAAAGAUACCAAUCGACAGAGCCCUGCUUAUCCAAGCACUAGUUUAAUAAACAAAAAAUUAUGGCAAUCGGGGGGGUCCAUUCAUGUAUUGCCUUUAUGUUGUUUUUUAAAAGAAAAACCAUGAUGCCUUUGUACUUGCUGUUUGCACCCCUGAAGUCAAUUCCAUGUCAUGUCUGAAUGCCAUACAUUUUGCACACGUGCUGUACACAGGCGACGCGUACCGUAUUUUUCUAUGCGUGCACAUUUAUCAGCAGAUCUUUUGUACAUAGUGGCCGUAUUAGCUGACCGGGAAAUGUUUGAUAUCUCAGCAAUUUUGCAUUUUUGUGUCUCAAAUAAAAAAGC
Hippopotamus amphibius kiboko is the source of this 9359-nucleotide messenger RNA. RefSeq names its product myocardin related transcription factor B (gene MRTFB). The record is from RefSeq and is a predicted model, not a curated record. Gene Ontology annotation, biological process: smooth muscle cell differentiation. The transcript has 15 exons. Bases 906 to 4103 code for a protein of 1065 amino acids. NCBI's taxonomy places the organism in Eukaryota, Metazoa, Chordata, Mammalia, Artiodactyla, Hippopotamidae.